Messenger RNA from Entamoeba invadens IP1, 1881 nucleotides. RefSeq names its product protein serine/threonine kinase, putative. Gene Ontology annotation, biological process: protein phosphorylation. The transcript is spliced from 2 exons. Gene Ontology annotation, molecular function: protein kinase activity; ATP binding. The record is from RefSeq and is a predicted model, not a curated record. NCBI's taxonomy places the organism in Eukaryota, Evosea, Mastigamoebida, Endamoebidae. The coding region runs from base 1 to 1881 and encodes 626 amino acids.
AUGUAUAAAAAUACAACAGACAACUGCAUAUUAAGAAGUUCAAAGGGGUGUUUGCGAUGUAGUGAUGGGUAUCACAUUUCAAAAUCUGUUUGUGUGAAAUGUGAAUACCCAUGCACUUAUUGCUCGAAUUUAACGUAUUGCACAAAAUGUGAUUCAUAUUCGUACACCAAGAAUGGCAAGUGUUUCGAAAUCAAUGGGAUAUUGAGUGUGUGCGAUGUGAUGAUGUCGACAUAUGAAGGAUGUGUUGUGUGCAAAGACGGGUACAUGCGAUCAAGUGAUAGCAAGCAAUGUGUUAGUUGUGACACGUCGUGUGCAACGUGUUCCAAUGAUGGUGAUUGUGUUGUUUGCAGUGAUGGAUAUUACAGAACACCGAAUAACAACACAAAGCUGUGCAACUUACAGACAGAAUUGAACAACUGUUUGAACAAGACGACGAGUGGCUGCACACUAUGUGAAGAUGGUUUUGCACUAAAAGAUAAUUUGUGUUACAAAUGUGGUCAAAACUGCAUUUUUUGUGGUGUUACUUUUGAGUGUUCGAAAUGUGGUGAUAACAACAUUUUAAGAAACGGAGUGUGUGUUCACUUCUCACAAAUACCAAAUUGCAUUUCAUCACAAUACUCCAUUUGUUGGGAGUGUGCAGAUGGCUACAAGUUGAGGGACGACAAAAUAGAGUGUUUUGCAAACACUAUUUAUGGAUAUGUUGUUGGUAUUGAGGUUCUUUGUGUUGUUGUGAUGGUUGUUGUAGUUAUUGCAACAGUGAUCAUUGUUGUUCUGAUUGUGUUUAAAAAGAAAGACAACAAACACACUGAAAAUAUUUGUGUUUUCAAGAUGAGUCGUUCCAAUAUCAUGAUGACUAAACUUGAAGGCGCCAUUCUUUCAAACAAAAAUGAAAUUUCAUUUGGUGAUGAAAGUGACAAAAUACAAAUUGAAAGUGAAAGUCGUGACUUGUUGUGUGUUGGCAACUCGUCUAAAAAUAACAUGAAGAUUCAAAUCACAACAAAAGACAAAUGUGACAAAUACAAAAUUCGCACAGAACCCAAAAUUGUGACUUUGAAGAGCGGAUUUGCAUGCGAAUUUAAAGUCUUUAUAACGCCAUAUUGCACAAUGGAUUUGAGUGACGAAAUCAUGAUUGUCUCGCUUGAUUUACAUAGUGGUAAACAAAACACGACUUUUAUUAACAUCAAAGCACUGGUGGAGAACUCAACACAUCUCGAUUAUGACGAGUUAAUCGAAGAAAAGAAGAUAGGUGAAGGAUCAUUUGGCGUUUUAUUUAAAGGUAAAUACAGAGGAAACACUGUUGCAAUUAAAAAAAUGAAAGAAUUCAACGAAAAUAAUAAUGAUGAAUUUACAAAAGAAGUAGCUAUGUUGGACAAGUUUCGAAGUGAGUAUAUCACACACUAUUAUGGCGCUGUGUUAAUUGAAAAGAAACAAUGUAUGGUUACCGAAUUUGCACAAUAUGGAUCUUUAAAUAAUAUUCUUGUUAUUUCAUUAAAUUUAAAUGAUAAAGUGAAUGCUAAAUUGACUGAUUUUGGGAGUGCAAGAAAUGUCAAUAUGAUGAUGACUAACAUGACUUUCACCAAAGGUAUCGGUACACCAACCUACAUGGCACCUGAGGUGUUAAACAUAGAGAAGUAUAUGAAGGCUGCAGACAUUUAUUCGUUUGACAUAACUAUGUUUGAAGUGUUAGGGUGGUGUGAAGCGUAUCCAAUUGAGAAUUUUAAGUUUCCUUGGAAAAUAGCUGAUUUUAUAAUGUCAGGAAAACGACUUGAAAGAAAAGAAAACAUUCCAGAAACUCUGUUUAAAGUGAUUAAAAUGUGCUGGGUACAAGAAAAGGCAAAUAGAGUUUCUAUUGAUAGAAUAGUUAAUUUACUUACUUUGUAA